Messenger RNA from Fusarium tjaetaba, 615 nucleotides. Its product is annotated as bifunctional molybdenum cofactor biosynthesis. The record is from RefSeq and is a predicted model, not a curated record. The transcript has a single exon. Bases 1 to 615 code for a protein of 204 amino acids. Lineage: Eukaryota; Fungi; Ascomycota; Sordariomycetes; Hypocreales; Nectriaceae.
AUGCCUGAUAGCCGUCCUUUAUAUCAACACCAAAUCGAGAUUUUACGCAAAGCAUGCCCUGAGACAGAGACUGUCUACAUGUCUCUGGCUCAAAAAACUGAAAUGGAUGAGCUUCUACGGAACGCUAGCAAGGUUUCGUACGAAGCGACCCCAGGAGAAAAUAGUAUCGAGAUUAUUCUGGAUCUGGAAUCGAGCCAAGGACAUGAGUCUAAUGGCCCGGCAACAGGCCUAAUUGCUGCCUACGAGUCAGACCCCGAGGCGACUUGGUUAGUGGUGGCCUGCGACUACCCUUCCAUCACGGCAGAUGCACUUCAAGAUUUGCAAUCACGCUAUAGACCUCCCGUUACAUGCUUUCAGAACCAAGAAGGCUUCUGUGAACCUCUGCUGGGAAUCUGGGGUCCAGAGGCGAUCAGCCAUCUCAAGGAGAACUGCAAAGCAGGAAAGCUCGGUCCUAGCAAGACUGUUCGGGAACUUGGCGGCUACACGUAUCUUCCUGAAGACUCGGAGGCAUUACUACGAAACGUAAAUGUCAAGUCGGAAUGGGAAGAUGCGCUAAAAACACUGAGAAAUGAGCCGAUAGACAAUUUCAUGGAAGAGCCGUUGGAGGUGCUGUAA